This is a messenger RNA of Malassezia pachydermatis, 1428 nucleotides long. RefSeq names its product aromatic amino acid aminotransferase. Gene Ontology annotation, molecular function: pyridoxal phosphate binding; transaminase activity. The transcript has a single exon. NCBI's taxonomy places the organism in Eukaryota, Fungi, Basidiomycota, Malasseziomycetes, Malasseziales, Malasseziaceae. Gene Ontology annotation, biological process: biosynthetic process. Bases 1 to 1428 code for a protein of 475 amino acids. The record is from RefSeq and is a predicted model, not a curated record.
AUGCCUUUAGAUUACGGAAGGAUUAUCUCUCAGGCGACGCAGCGUCGACCCAAGCCGGCCAUUCGCUCACUCCUGGAGUUGGAGAGUCGUCCUGGAAUGAUUUCGUUCUUGGCAGGCAAGCCGAAUCCCAACGGCUUCCCCUUUGAAUCCAUGACAGUGAAACUGAAGCCAAGCGCUGUGAUGUCGACUGAUCCCGCUACGAAUGAACCUAUUGAGCUCAAGAUUGAUGGCGACGAUCUAGAGCGAGUGCUUCAAUACAGCAUUACGACAGGCGAGCCAGUGUUCCAUGAGACCAUUGAUGCGAUCCUGUCUGCUGUGCAUCAUCGCACACGCGGCGAUGGAACGCCUGCUGGUGAAUUCAGCAUGGCAAUUGGCACAGGCUCACAAGAUUUGCUGGCUAAGGCUAGUUUUGCUCUCUUUGAUGAGGGCGAUGUAGUCCUCGUGGAAUCGCCCAUGUACCCUGGUCUGUUGCCCGACUUUGCAUCGCGUGGUGUCCGCACCGUGAACAUUGAACAGGACAGCGAGGGUAUUUCGGACAAGACACUCGAAGAUACCUUGGCAAACUGGAAGACCACGCCAGCUACGGCUGACCUUCCUUUCCCUAAAGCCGUGUAUACGGUGCCUUGUGGUGGUAAUCCAUCAGGUACCACGGCCUCUGCGGACCGCAAACGUGCUAUCCUGAAGUUGGCUCGCGAAUACAACCUGUUGAUUCUGGAAGAUGAUCCGUAUUACUACAUUGCUUUUGAAGGUCUUGGAGAGGACCCAGUGACGCGUCCCCGCAUCCCUAGUUAUUUUGCUCUUGAAAACGAAGAGGCCGACAAAUGGGGCUAUGGAUAUGUACUUCGCUUCGAGAGCUUUUCGAAGAUCAUGUCGGCUGGCAUGCGUCUUGGUUUCGCUGUGGGCCCCACGCCGUUGAUCCAGGCCAUUGCUGUGUACACGGCCACAUCCAACUUGCAUACAUCAGCCCCGAUCCAAGCGCUCGCUGGAUUGCUUUUGAAGCACUGGGGCGUGUCAGGCUUUUUGCACCAUGUGGAUGCCGUAUCGAAGAUGUAUGAGCAUCGUCGUGAUGUGUUUGGCAGCAAAUUGGACGCCAUCUUGGGCCGCGGCACUGAUGGUCAGCCUGCCGUCGCUAGCUGGAAUACCCCUGUGGCCGGUAUGUUUUUCUGGAUUAAACUUCAUCUGCCACCCACACCGGAAGCACCGGAAGGUGACUCCUUUGAAGUGAUUAAGACCAAGGCCGUCGAGGAAAACGUAUUGGCUGUGCCGGGGAACUCGUUCUUCUCAGACCAACGCAGUACCCCAUACAUGCGUGUGAGCUUCAGUUUGAUUGGGGAAGAGGACAUGGAAGAGGGUUUACGCCGUAUUCGUAGGGCUGUGGAAGCGGCUUGGAAAGAUGCGGGGUAUGAUGCCAUUCCACCUCUGGUGUAG